AUGGGCUCACCGGUCUCCGGUUUGGUGGCAGAACUGGUCCUACAGGAGUUGGAAAAGAUUGCCUUCCUCCAACAUGAACCGGUGUUUUGGCGACGUUACGUUGACGACACGUUCGUCAUCGUAAAGAAGGACAUGCUGCAACAUUUUCACAGCCUGCUCAACGCAGUCUUCCCGGAUAUAAAAUUCACGAGAGAAGAAGAACAGGAGCAGCAGUUGCCCUUCCUGGAUGUACUCGUCAGACGAAACCUUAACGGUGAACUUGAAACGACGGUUUAUAGGAAGGCAACGAACACCACACAGCUUCUCAGUUUUCACAGCAACCAUCCGGUGGCUCACAAACGAAGCUGUGUGAAGACGCUCUUCAAACGGAUCCAAACUCAUUGCAGCAAACUGGAAGACAGAGCGCGUGAGGCCCGUUAUCUCCGCGACCAGUUUGUGCAAAAUGGCUAUCCGAGGGCAUUCAUAAGUCGCUGCCUACGCGGUCGCCACCAGAGAACUCAAACAUCAACGCCACCGACGAUAUGGCAUGCUCUGCCAUACAUCAAGGGUGUUUCAGAAGCGACCGAGCGCAUUGCUGCGGAGCUAGGGGUUGGAAUCGCACACCGCCCCAAAGCCACCAUGCGCAACAGGGUCAUGAAGAUCAAAGACAGGUUAAAACCUGAAGAGCAAUCUGGAGUAGUGUAUCGCAUUCCGUGUCAAAAUUGUCCUUGUAAUUACACAGGACAAACUGGACGCAUGCUCGGAUCGCGCAUACAUGAACAUAAGCUGGCUGUGCGGCGAGGCGACGCAUUGGCACAAGUGGCCGCCCACACCUACGAAAUGGGUCACGAGUUUGACUUCGCUGCCACCAAAAUAGUCGCCCACGCCGGAAACAAAACAGGCCGAGAAUUGAUUGAAGCCUGGGCCUCGGAUGAGAACUCGGUCAAUCGAUUUAUCGAUCUGGCGCCGGCGUACAGAGCCCUUCGUAGUCACCUCCAGUCGUGCGACGUCGGUCGAUGA
Molecule: messenger RNA, 999 nt
Organism: Spirometra erinaceieuropaei
Lineage: Eukaryota; Metazoa; Platyhelminthes; Cestoda; Diphyllobothriidea; Diphyllobothriidae
Source: the annotation of a GenBank genome assembly